Cyprinodon variegatus (sheepshead minnow) is the source of this 2174-nucleotide messenger RNA. It is a transcript of the gene hoxa5a, whose product is annotated as homeobox A5. Lineage: Eukaryota; Metazoa; Chordata; Actinopteri; Cyprinodontiformes; Cyprinodontidae. Gene Ontology annotation, biological process: anterior/posterior pattern specification; regulation of transcription by RNA polymerase II. The transcript has 2 exons. The coding region runs from base 166 to 1095 and encodes 309 amino acids. The record is from RefSeq and is a predicted model, not a curated record. Gene Ontology annotation, cellular component: nucleus. Gene Ontology annotation, molecular function: DNA-binding transcription factor activity, RNA polymerase II-specific; RNA polymerase II cis-regulatory region sequence-specific DNA binding.
CAACAAAAGCACGUGAUUCUGCCUCGUACCCCAUAUUUGGGUGCCUACGUAAGAGAGAAUCAAGUCCAUGUCCCACUCUCAUUUCCAUAAUUCAUCAUAAAUUGUGCAAGGGUGCAAUAGGACGCGCUAAAGCAUAAGAGCUACAAAUCAAGGAGCUGCGGGUUUAUGCUGUUUACUUCUCCUAAAAUAAUCACAAAACAACAGCAAUACCUGCAGCGGACAAAAAGGUGGAACUGUCAACAAAUGAGCUCCUAUUUUGUGAACUCAUUCUGCGGUCGCUAUCCCAAUGGCGCGGACUUUCAGUUACAUAAUUAUGGAGAACAUAAUACCGCCAACGAGCAAUACAGAGACUCCACUGCCAUGCAUUCCAGCAGGUAUGGCUAUGGCUACAACGGAAUGGACCUGACUGUCGGGCGGACCGGCGGCGGACACUUUGUGGGCAGCGAGCGGACGCCCGGCUACUCCCCGACUCACACAGCGGCAGCAGCGGCGAGCCCUUCGGUGGAACCCGCCAGGUACAACCAGUCCGCAAGUGGCAACCAGAACUCGUCCCUAUCGCCUCCACCUGAGCCUUUACCAUGCUCCUCCUCCACGGUGGCCAGCUUGUCGCCGGGUGCCGAGACGCAACCCCAACUCAGAGCCGUGAAGAACUCCAUGAGCGGCGUCCAGUGCUCUGGGUCUAACGGAGGAAGCACGCUGUUGCUGGGUCGGGACUGUGUGUCUAAGGCUUCCCCCCUUGAGGAAGAGAAGCCUGCGGGGAGCGCACCGACGACUCCUCAGAGCGCAAGCGACUCCGCACAGCCUCAGAUAUACCCAUGGAUGAGAAAACUCCACAUAAGUCACGAUUUGUCUGGACCGGAGGGAAAGAGAGCCCGAACCGCCUACACCCGCUACCAGACGCUGGAGCUGGAGAAGGAGUUCCACUUCAACCGGUACCUGACCCGCAGGCGGCGGAUCGAGAUCGCCCACGCCCUCUGCCUCUCCGAGAGACAGAUCAAAAUUUGGUUCCAGAACCGCAGAAUGAAGUGGAAGAAGGACAACAAGCUGAAGAGCAUGAGCAUGGCAGCCGCAGGCGGGGGAGCCUACAGGCCUUGAUAACAGCUCACACCUUCUCGCAUAAAGAAAAUGAAAUUAAAGAAAAAUAAACUAUUGAAAGUGUAAAAAGCAAAAAAGAAAAUCGGGCAAAGACUUGUUGGCGGGGGCUCUGAGCCACUCCACCAAUUGUAAAUGCCCUCAUUAACCAUAUAUUUCCUUUAUAUUCUCAUCGUGUUAAUCAUUAUGCGAGUAAAAUAUGCAUUCUGUACAGUUCUGUUUAGAUUUAGGACAAAAAAGAAAGGAACGUUUAAAUUAUUUCUUGUUCAGAAGGGUAAAAAAAAUUCAAAAGCUUGAACUUGUCCAGUAAAAAUCUGUGUAAUGCACUCAAAACAUCAGCAGUCUAAUAAAUACUAAAUGAAUAGAAGGUUUGUGUUUAGUUCUCUCUGCACAUGUACUGUAUAUGUAUGUAUUUAUUUGUCUCAUGUGUUGUGCCAACUCGUCAGAAAAAAAGAAACUUGCUUCAGAUAACCAGCAAAUAAGCGUUUUGUGUGCGUAAAUGUAUUGUAAACACACGUGUAAAGACAUAGGUGCCGCCUCGCCCCUUUGUAUGUACAGCGGAGGCACCUUGUUUUCUUAGUUGUUGUUUCUUUUUUUCUUUUUUUCAGGAGAUUAUGUUUGACUUAUUCACCUGGGCGCAGCAUAGUUAACAAAAAAAGACGUGUUUGUCCCUGUUAAUUCUUGCAGUUUCUAUGUGGAAGUGCCCACCUGUAUGAGUUCAUCGUGAUUAGCCUUUUUUGUAAAUGUUUUUCAAAGACUGGAAAGAGGAAAAUAUGCUACAAUAAUGAGAGGAAUGAUACUGAUGCUCAUGGUGAUGAUGGCUGUCAUGGCCGUGAUAAUAAACUUUUUACUGGAACGGCAACUUUUUGGGGGUUUCUUCUUAGAUCUGAGCUGCAGCGGCCCGCUGGCUGAAUGUCGCGGGGCAUUUGUUUGCGUUUUUUGUUGUACUAUUUAAUAUAUAUUUGACUUCACACGUCUAUAUUUAGGCCAGAAAAUUUAGAUUUUGACUGUAUGUACUCUAUCUGCAUUUAAAAAUCUUCUAGAAGUGUUUAGACGUCAGUAAGCGUCCCUAAAGGCCUUUA